Messenger RNA from Spodoptera frugiperda (fall armyworm), 6535 nucleotides. RefSeq names its product scavenger receptor class B member 1 (gene emp). The transcript has 12 exons. Gene Ontology annotation, molecular function: scavenger receptor activity. The coding region runs from base 505 to 2049 and encodes 514 amino acids. Lineage: Eukaryota; Metazoa; Arthropoda; Insecta; Lepidoptera; Noctuidae. The record is from RefSeq and is a predicted model, not a curated record. Gene Ontology annotation, cellular component: lysosome; cytoplasm; membrane.
GUACGGCUACUCGGCCGCGCCGCAGCACGCGUCUUUGCCACCAUCGACGAGAAAAAAAAACAACUUAAAAAAAAUAACAGACUCAUAGUGGUUACAUUUUGACAGAUGUCAAAAUUUGUUCCGAGUGCGUUAAUGGACUAGUGUUUGAUAUUUAAAUGUAAAAAAUAUAGUUAAAAAAAAUACUAUCAGUUAUUUACUGUGGAAGUUUAAACUUUGGAUUUUAAAGUUAAUUCUUGGUGUGAACGAGUUGGACAAGCAGGUUGCGCAUACGCACGUAUCGCGACGCUCUUUGCAAGAGCAUCAGUCGAGACCUGGGCGGCGCGCGGGACAGACGUGCGUUACGCAAUUAAAAUUCUCAAUUUUUUUUUUCAAAAAAUCAAUGGAUAAAUAGUGAAGUGCAGUGAUGCAAUAGUGAGCAGUGGAGUGCAAUUUAUUAUUAAAAUAGAAAAUUAAUUUUCAUUUUUUUUUAAGUUUGUUUUUUUAUAAAAUUAUAAUUUAAACAAAAUGCAAGGGCGUGAUAAAUUGUGUGCGAAGCUUACAAGUGCGUUUCUAAGGAAAUGGUGGUUCGUGUUGGCCUCCGCAGUAGUGUUACUGCUACUGGGCAUUGUCUGUGCCAUAUUCUUCGGAUCCUGGGUCCGGAUGUUCAUAGAUCAUGAGCUGGUCCUGCGCCCCGGCUCGAUGACGUUCGAGUGGUGGGCGCGGCCCCCGGUGCGGCCCUUCGUGAAGGUCUACGUGUACAACGUGACGAAUGCUGACGAGUUCCUCAAUAACGGCUCCAAGCCGAUCUUGGAUGAGCUGGGGCCUUAUGUCUACUCGGAAGAAUGGGAGAAAGUGAAUAUCACGGACAACGAGAAUGGAACCCUGUCGUUCCACUACAAGAGGACAUACACCUUCCAACCAGAGCUCAGCAGGGGAAUGGACGAUGAUGCUGUGGUGGUCCCGAACAUACCCAUGUUGAGUGCGACCUCUCAAUCGAAGCACGCUGCUCGGUUCCUCCGACUAGCCAUGGCCUCUAUCAUGGACAUCCUCAAGAUCAAGCCGUUCGUCGAAGUGUCCGUCGGUCAGCUCCUGUGGGGCUAUGAAGAUCCUCUCCUGAAGCUAGCCAAGGAUGUGGUGCCGAAGGAACAGAAACUGCCUUAUGAAGAGUUUGGGCUGUUCUAUGGUAAAAACGGCACCAGCAACGAUGUAGUGACGAUGUUCUCCGGAGCCAACGACAUGACGACCUACGGCAUCAUUAGCCACUACAACAUGCGCGACAGGCUGCAGCACUGGACCAGUGACGCCUGCAACAGCAUCGCAGGGUCUGAUGGAUCCAUCUUUCCCCCCCACAUCACCAUGAAUGAUACCCUCGCUGUUUAUGAUAAGGAUCUCUGUCGAUUGCUGCCUUUGAAGUUCCUCGAGGAAGUGACAAUAGACGGCAUCCAGGGCUACAGGUACACUCCUCCCGAGGAUGUUUUCGCGAAUGAUGAGCACAACCGCUGCUUCUGUCCCGCCGGCCCUCCCUGCGCGCCCAACGGACUCUUCAACGUAUCGCUCUGUCAAUAUGACUCACCCAUCAUGCUAUCGUUCCCCCACUUCUACCUGGCUGACCCCAGCCUCCGCGAGGCAGUGGAGGGCAUCAGCCCGCCCAUCCCAGAGAAACACAGACUUUUCAUCGAUGUACAACCGGAGAUGGGUAUCGCCAUGCGCGCUCGCGCCCGCAUCCAGAUCAACCUGGCUGUGUCGCAGGUGGUGGACAUCAAGCAGGUCGCCAACUUCCCCGACAUCGUGUUCCCCAUCCUGUGGUUCGAAGAGGGUAUCGACGAGCUGCCCGAGCAGGUCCGCUCCCUGCUCCGCCUGGCGACGCAGGUCCCCCCCCUGGCGCGCAGCGCGCUCGGCUGGGGACUGUCCGCGCUCGGACUACUGCUCAUACUGCUCGCUGUCACCUGCCUCAUCAGAUCCUCCCACCGCCAAAGUACGUUAAGACUAGAAGGGCACGUGGUAGCGAAACCGCCGCCCGCCAAGACCCCGAGCAAAGACAACGGCUAUGAGCUAAAUAGCCGGAGAUAAUCUAUAAUCUAAGCAAUCUGUUAAUUACCUACUUUGUAAUGUUACAAGAAUUUCUGAUCAGCUCGGUAAAUACGUCAUUAAUGUCAACUGUCAGGUUUGACAGCUGUCAUAACUGUCAACUGUCAGGUUUGACAGCUGUCACAACUGUCAGAUGUCAAAAGGUUGUGUGGAAAUUUGAAGUUUGUUUUUUUUUAUGUAAAGAGUCGAAGGUAUUGGUUGUAUAACUUGUGUAUGGUAUUUUAUUUUUUAAUUUUUGACUUAUUUUUGACUGGUAUUCUACUGUGGUGCCGACUGUUAUCAGCUUAUUAGAAAUUCUGUUUAAAAGAAAACUGUCUUAAGACUUAAGUUUUGUUUUAUAUUCGUGCCUUAAAUCAUAUUUUUUGUCUUACUCUAGAAUCGAAUCUCAUUUAAAAUGGGGGUGAUUAAAAAAAUGAUUUUUAUACACGAAUAUAAAAGGUUUAGCUAAAAUACCUACUUACUUAGUUUUUAUUUUUAGAUUUUAUAAUCUGUAGUCACAAAGUAUUUUUAAUCUAUAUUACAGAGUGUUGCCAGGCCAAAAACUAUUUCAAUAUGGCAACUUCCGGUCUUAAGGCAGUUACUUUAUGAAAUGCCAUUGCUUUUGUAGUUCUUGUAUUGUUUUGUUUAAUAUUGUAAAUAAUUAAUAAGUGUGGGAGAGCCAUGCUUCGACACUGCUGGGCCGGCUCGACCGGAGUGAUACCACGGCCUCACAGAAAACCGACGUGAAACAACGCUUGCGUUGUGUGAAUGAGGUUACCGGAGGCCCAAUUACUCUCCUUCCCAAUCUUCCCAAUCCCCGAUUCCCCAACAACCCUAAAUUCCUAACCCCCAAAAUACCGGCAACGCACUUGUAACGCCUCUGGUGUUUCAAGUGUCCAUGGGCGGCGGCGAUUGCUUACCAUCAGGUGAUCCGUCUGCUCGUUUACCGGCUUAUACCGUAAAAAAGACAUAAUUAUUUACAAUAUUAAAGAAUUCUAUUCAUCCUAAAAAGACUACAAAGUAAUGGUUAUGUACCGACAUCGAAUAGACAAUAUUACUGUAUAAUUUAAUUUUACGUACUUUUUUUUCAUUUAGCAACACUGUUAUCAAAGCACGCACGCACUUGCGACUCGAUCGCGCGAUUUCGACAUUUUUUUUUAUCCUAAUUCUUUAUUCAACUGUAAAUAUUUUUGAAAUGUAUAAUUUUUCUUCGUUUCGUUUUUUUAAUGACUUUGCGAUUAGUCGCGCGUUUUAGUCGCAAGUGCGUGGUCUGCGUUCGGAAAUAUGUUUAUUUUGUAGUUUUUAUGGAGCAUUUGCGGUUACUUUUAUACCACCUUAUCUCGUAAGUUAGAUAUUUUGAAUUGAAGGCAUUUUAUAUACUAUUUGACAGUCAUUUUGUGACAAAAAUCGUGUAUUUUGUAAAAUUCUAUGAAAAUAAAUAAAAUAGCAUUAGUUUCGAUUCUAAAUUUCAUAAUUAAACAUAAUUAUUUAUACCGAUUUACGAAUUAUAUUCACUUCAAGCAACACAGUUUUAAUCGAUCAAAUAUUAUAUCGUUGUUUCAAUUUAAUUUUUUUAAAUACAUACUUAUAAAGCAUUAUGCCUUCAAUUCUAAAUGUUUUUUUUUUGUAACUUUUAUAUGGCUACACAUUAGUCUUCAAUUGUGAUAAGCAAUAUUCCAAGUUUUAUUAUUUUUUUUUACAAUAAUUAUUAAUUAAAAUAAAUUAGUAAAAUAUUGAACAAAACAUUUUUAAAUUACCGGCUAAGUUGGGAUUAUUUUGAUCCUAUAUGGUCAUUUUGAUCCAAACCCCGGCUUGAUUUUGAUCCUAACGAUGUCAUUUUGAUCCAACCCCGGCUUGAUUUUGUUCCUAACGCGGUCAUUUUGAUCCUAGAUAACCAAUAGUAAAUCAGAACAAAGCGUGUAUUAAUUUUUCAUUGGUUGAAAGAUUGGAUCAAAAUGACCGUGUAGGAUCGAUCCCAUAUUGACUUGAUAAUUAUUUUACAAUUGAUUGACAUAUUAUAUUUUUUUAUAAUUAUUGAGAAUAUUUUAAAGUGUUUUGUUGACAUUCGAUUUUGACUGUAUUUUUUUUUAACUGUAAAUAUUCAUCGGUGAAGUUUGCUUAGGUUAUGAUUUGUGGCUGUUAAAUUUAUUUAUGGAUUAUUUCUGUUUAUCAACCAUUUUUGCUAUUCAUUUUAAGUAAUCUACAAUUUAUUGGAAUUUUUGUAUGUUAACAAUAAUUAUUUUAACAGUUUUUUCGAAAAUUUCUCUGUAGUAGCACGGAGUCUGGAAUUGUGCCCAGUAUAUGGCAAUAGGCUCACCCGCUAUUACAUGGGACUUAUAACACAAAUGGUGAAAAGUGGGUGUACAUUGUAUAGCGGUAUUACGUGCCGUAAUGUGCACCUCUGCCUCCCCUUUCGGGGGUGAAAGGCGUGACGUUGCUUUUAUAAUAUUUUGACUGGUCUUUUAAAAUAAAUAAUUAAUAGCCAUAAUCAUAGCUGAAAAGUAAAUUGACAUUUUAAUUUUAUUUUUUAAUCCUCUGGGCGUUGGGUUGCCAUUAGAAAUCUUAUGUAUCGGUUUAAAAAUAAGACAGGUGUUUAUGUUUGUAACUACGAAGUUAUCGAUACAUUUAUAAUCGACUAUUAAAAUCGAUAUUUUGAAAUUCCUUACCUUGACAUCAGCAUGUCAAACUAUACUAAACUCUCAAAAUUAUUCAAUGGAGUUUCAAUCUUAUUCUUAAUAAAUUAGAGUUGAAAAUGUAUUGAAUGGUUAAGGGUAGGUUGAUAUGCGUUUGUCCAUACGAAAAAUAGUCGAUUGUAUCGAUAAAAUCGGAAGUGUAGAGGUGUAGAGAAAAAUAUAUUUUUUUAAUAAAAAAAACUAAUUUACCGAUAGUUGCUAGUCUAUUACUCGUGGUCCGUCCAUAGAUUUUUAGUUUAUAGUGUAUUUUUUACCAAUAUUAAAGUUUCUUGUAGUUUUUAUAUAAAUAUAAAGAGGAGCGGUUUCUAUGUAUUUUUCUAAGAUUUUUUUCCUGUGUGAGCAAAUGUAUUGUGUCUAAGAAAUUAUGAAAAAUAUUUGGCCAAGUUUUUUGUGACUGUGUUUGGCCAAGAAAACUGAAAAAAGUGAAUUAAAAUUAUUAAAAAUGGGAUCAAAUUAUUUCUAAAUACUUGGCUAAGACGGCCAAGUUUGUAUUUUGCUAACUCAGAUUUUUUCAAUGAGAAAAUAUGAAUGAAUAACAAUUUUUUGAAAUACCUACUUAACUUCAUAAAAGACAGCCUUAGGGUGCUUUUCCACCAGAGAUGUGCUAUGUAGCUAUGCUAGUGCUAAUUUAAACUAUUAAGAAGGCGCUAAUAUCAAAGAAACGUGCUACAAUUUAAAACUGUGCUCACUUAUACGUCAUGACGAGUCUACCAUUUUAAAAAGGUAACGCCUACCUUCGCAAAAGGUAGUCAUUAUUAUAUAGACGAUGACACAUGACAUGACAAAACCUGACAAAACCCGACACUGACGUUUGACAUUGAAAUGCCACUAAAAUUCAGUAGAAAAUCUUUUUUAAUACCUACAAAAUUAUUGAUUAAUUUUCACUGGACUGUUCGGUUUUCGCCUUUUGCUUACUCUCAAUAAUAUCUGUUGACGGGAAACUUCGUCGGUAGCUAAUUUAAAGUUUUAACUAAGUUUCUUAAAGGUAAUAAUAGGUUUUUCGAAGUUUUAGUGCAAUCAAAAAUUACUAGUAACUCAAUAAAGAUUUAAACAUUCCAAUAAUUUUAAAUGAAGUACUUUUUUAAAGUCCAUUGCUCAAAUACUCACUUUCAAAGCUAAAAUAUUUACCAUAUUUUCUAGUAAAGGCAUUUGAAUUGUUCAAUUUCGACAUUUUUAUAUAAAGAAAAAAAUACGUUUUUACUUUCCACACUUAUUUCGAUUUACUAAAAAUUAAAUGUUAAAGUAUGAAUGGGAUUUUAUUAUAUUGGUGCUUAAAACUUUGUAGAUCGAUCGAAAAUCGUUGUGGAAUUAUUAAAUAAGUAUUUUUGUAACUUAACUUAGGACGAGUGGUGUAAAUUAAGUCUUUUUAAAUGGCAGCCAUUUAAAAAGACUUAAUUAUGACUUGACUAAUGCCCGAAUACUCAAACGCUACUCAAUUUUAAGACGCUCUCAAAUGUAGUUCUGUCACUAUCAACGCUUUAUAAAGUGACAGAGAUAGCACGAUAUUUAAGUACAACUUAAAAUUGAGUAGCGUUUGAGUCGGACUCGAAAAUGUGGCCAAGUGCAAAAUUCUUGGCCAAUAUUUUUUUAACUUUUACAACGUAUCCAUUUUAUGUAAUCUUGGCCAGAAAUGUCAGCCAAGUUAAUGUAUAUUUUUAAAAACUUGGCCAAGUUAAAAUAUUGGGGCCAAGUCGGCGAUUUUUUGCUCAAAUUCAGUAAUUUUAGAACAUCACUUAAAUAUAUUUUUUAAUGUUAAAUUCGUUCGUAAAUUGUAAAUAAAAUGAAGGUGUAAGAUA